Medioppia subpectinata is the source of this 754-nucleotide messenger RNA. NCBI's taxonomy places the organism in Eukaryota, Metazoa, Arthropoda, Arachnida, Sarcoptiformes, Oppiidae. The record is from the annotation of a GenBank genome assembly.
GUACAUGUAUUGUCAUAAUGAGUGUUGAUUAUCACAAAUUUUAUUACGUUAAUGCAAUAUUUAUUUAACCAUUUUGAUAUUGCUAUAAGUUUACGCAUCAUAAUAACAAUUAAUAACACAAUACAAUUGAUAUAACUAUUUAUGUGUUAUAAUUAUAAUUGAAAUUAAAUGUCAUUGAAAUAAGUGCCCAAAAAAUCGCGAAACAAUGGCUACAAAAAGUGGCAAAGAUUUGAUACAAUUAGUGAAUGAACUUCAGGACAAACUCAAUGGUCUGGGCGUCGAGAGUCUGGCCAUAGAUUUGCCGCAAAUCGCCGUAAUUGGCGGCCAAUCGGCCGGAAAGUCGUCAGUAUUGGAGUCGUUCGUUGGCCGGGAUUUUUUGCCCCGCGGGUCGGGUAUUGUCACCCGUCGGCCGCUAGUGUUGCAACUCAUCCACAAUAAACACAACACUGAAUCUUACGGAGAGUUCCUUCACGUGCCUAACAAACGGUACGCAAAUUUUGCCGAAAUCCGGGACGAAAUAGUGGCCGAAACCGAUCGGGAAGUGCGGGACAGUACGGGAAUAUCGGCCAAACCGAUUAACUUGAGGGUUACCUCGCCUGAUGUACUGGACUUGACGCUCGUUGAUUUGCCCGGCAUGACUCGGGUACCGGUGGGCAGUCAGCCCCGCGAUAUCGAGUCACUCAUCGAGACAAUGCUCUUGGAGUACAUCCGACGAGACAACUGCCUGAUACUGGCCGUCACGGCCGCCACUCAG